GUGUCACAUUUCAGGAAAUAGCAGGUGUGUCGCUCUGUUUAGAUUCAAAGCUUUAAAGAUAAAUACCGUGCCCGCCUAACAAUUUUAAAGCGCAGCUCAGCCUCUGCAUUUCUCUAAACCCCUUCUGUCAUUUAGACCACACCGCAACGCUUUCGGUAUAAUGAGCAAAAUUUCGAAGUUAUUUAAAGGGAGCUCAAGCUCCUCCAAGUCGAGACACAGGACAGGUGCGUCUCCGCAAGAGGCAAUCCACAAACUCCGAGAGACCGAGGAGAUGUUAACUAAAAAACAAGAAUAUCUGGAGAAAAAAAUCGAACAAGAAAUUGCAACUGCCAAAAAGAACGGGACCAAGAAUAAAAGAGCUGCACUCCAGGCCCUAAAGCGAAAGAAGCGUUUUGAGCAACAGCUGACUCAGAUUGAUGGAACCCUCUCUACAAUUGAGUUCCAAAGAGAAGCGCUGGAGAACGCCAACACCAACACGGAGGUGCUCAAGAACAUGGGCUUUGCUGCCAAGGCCAUCAAGGGGGUUCACCAGAACAUGGACCUGGAUAAGAUAGACUCUUUGAUGCAGGAUAUCACAGAGCAGCAGGAGAUAGCGCAGGAGAUACAUGAUGCUAUCUCCCAGCCAUUUGGAGAUCAGUUUGAUGAGGAUGAGCUGCUGGCGGAGCUGGAGGAGCUACAGCAGGAGGAGCUGGAGGAGAGCACGAAGAGCAUGGGCAGGCUGCCCAGCGUGCCGUCCACAGCCCUGCCCACCCGGCCAAGCCACCGGGCACACUCCAAGAAGAAGGUGGAGGAUGAUGCGGACAUGAAAAGGCUUGCAUCGUGGGCCUCCUAAUUCUUAUCAUCCUCACUAUAUACACCACUGCCACACUAUCAUACGCAAAGCCAGCGUUUAGCGUUAACUGUACAGCUAUAGAAGAAUAUGUGUUUCCCUUUGCUUGAAUGUUUAUGAUUUAUUAUUUUCUUUAUGUUGGGUAUGCACAGAAGUAACUUUGUUUUUUAAUUGUGUUUAUUUCUGUUGUGUGUCUAGUGUAGGAACCUAGAGUACAUAAACUCCUGCUUUAUGUGUACACUAAUAUUUUUUCAUGGUGAAAAAAAUGAAAUGAAGGAAUUGAUAGUUGACUGCAGGUGGUUGGUUGCUUAGAAUAAUGUAGUCUGUAUUUUACCUGAAAGUGGAAGGUCUAGGCCUGUGUUGGAGGCUGUCUUUU
Messenger RNA from Anguilla rostrata (American eel), 1205 nucleotides. It is a transcript of the gene chmp4c, whose product is annotated as charged multivesicular body protein 4C. The record is from RefSeq and is a predicted model, not a curated record. Gene Ontology annotation, cellular component: cytoplasmic side of plasma membrane; ESCRT III complex; multivesicular body. Bases 161 to 832 code for a protein of 223 amino acids. The transcript has 5 exons. Gene Ontology annotation, biological process: vesicle budding from membrane; late endosome to vacuole transport via multivesicular body sorting pathway. NCBI's taxonomy places the organism in Eukaryota, Metazoa, Chordata, Actinopteri, Anguilliformes, Anguillidae.